UCGUCGGCCCGAGCGAUGGCGCUCUUCCGGGGAAUGUGGGGCGCGCUAAGGGCGCUCAGGCGCUCUGGGGCCGAGAUGUGCGCGGGUUGAGGAGGUCGCUUGCCCUAGGCGCUCAGCCUUAUCUGUAUUCCGAAAUGUUUUUCAUCCAACUUGGGUAGUUAUCCAAAGAAACCUAUGACUUCAUACCUUCGAUUUUCUACAGAACAGCUACCCAGAUUUAAAGCUAAACACCCAGAUGUAAAGAUCUCAGAACUGAUUAGAAUAGCGGCCUCAUGGAGGGAACUACCGGAUGCAGAAAAAAAAGUGUAUGAAGCUGAUUUUAAAGCAGACUGGAAAGCAUACAAAGAAGCUUUGAGCAAGUUUAAAGACCAGCUAACUCCAUCUCAGCUGGUAUCUUUUGAGAAAGAAGUCAGGCAAAAACGUUUAAAAAAGAAAGCCUCAAUAAAAAAGAGAGAAUUAACGUUGCUUGGAAAACCAAAAAGACCUCGAUCAGCCUACAACAUUUAUGUAUCUGAAAGCUUCCAAGAGACUAAAGAUGGAUCUGCUUCAGGAAGACUGAAGUCUAUAAAUGAGGCUUGGAAAAAUCUAUCUAGUGACGAAAGGCAAGCGUACAUUCAGCUUGCUAAAGAUGAUAGAAUUCGUUACGAUAAUGAAAUGAAGUCUUGGGAAGAGCAAAUGGCUGAAGUUGGACGAAGUGAUCUCAUCCGUCGCAAUGUGAGACGAUCAGACAUCCCUGAGGAUUAAGAUAGAAGAUGGAGUUGUCUCUGUGAUUAGGCACAAGAAACCAAUUAGGUCUCAAUGCCUUAAGUUGUCACAUUAGAAAGGAUAAGGCUGGUUAACAUUUGAUAUUCAGUUCCUUUUUCUGUAGCCCAUGGACUUCUGCGCGUUGAAUACAUUUCUGUAUUUCAAGCCCUGA
Molecule: messenger RNA, 916 nt
Organism: Mesocricetus auratus (golden hamster)
Lineage: Eukaryota; Metazoa; Chordata; Mammalia; Rodentia; Cricetidae
Product: transcription factor A, mitochondrial-like
Exons: 1
Molecular function (GO): transcription cis-regulatory region binding
Source: RefSeq, a predicted model, not a curated record